Messenger RNA from Neopelma chrysocephalum (saffron-crested tyrant-manakin), 850 nucleotides. RefSeq names its product claw keratin-like. Gene Ontology annotation, molecular function: structural constituent of cytoskeleton. Lineage: Eukaryota; Metazoa; Chordata; Aves; Passeriformes; Pipridae. The transcript is spliced from 2 exons. Gene Ontology annotation, cellular component: intermediate filament. Bases 92 to 505 code for a protein of 137 amino acids. The record is from RefSeq and is a predicted model, not a curated record.
AGGUAUAAAAGAGCUGAGCUCCUUGCAGACCUCUAUCCACUUUCCUCCACUUGACUCUCAACAACAACCGGAACUCCUUGUCUGUGUGAACAUGUCCUGUGGCAGCCUGUGUGUCCCCUCCUGUGGGGUGGCCACCCCGGCCCCCCUGAGCGACACGUGCAACGAGCCCUGCGUGCGGCAGUGCCCCGACUCCACGGUGGUGAUCCAGCCCCCGGCCUCAGUGGUCACCUUCCCCGGGCCCAUCCUCAGCUCCUUCCCCCAGCAGAGCGUGGUUGGCUCAGCAGGAGCCCCCGGUGUUGGAGGGGGCUACGGGGGCAGUUAUGGAGGCCGUGGGGGCUACGGAGGCUACGGGGGUUAUGGGGGUUAUGGGGGUUGGGGCUAUGGAGGCCUUGGUGGCUAUGGAGGUUAUGGGGGUUGGGGUUAUGGAGGCCUUGGGGGCUAUGGGAGCUGUGGCUAUGGGGGCUGGGGCCGUGGCUGGGGCCGUGGCAGCUGUGGCUCCUGCUAAACCCCAAACGUGCAGGGAGGUCAGUGCUGCCUCUGCCCUGGGGCUCCACAACCAGCCCCUCUUGGCUUCUCCCACCUGAGCCAGGAUGAAGCUUCCAGCCCCUCCUUAGGCUGGAGGAGGCUUUGCACAGGGUGACCCUGCAGACCCUCAGCUGGUGGCUUUGGGGUUUCCAGCACUGCCCCCAAAAGCUCCCCUCUCCCUGCCAUCCAACCAAGCUGUUCUGACCCUGGGAUGAGACUCUGCCCUGCUCUGCCCAGCUCGGAGACUCCCAACCUGCAAGAGGAAGGGGGAAUCUUUGGGGUGGAGCCCUGGGUUGGGCCUUGCUGCUGCCUUAGGAUUUUUGUG